Psylliodes chrysocephalus is the source of this 884-nucleotide messenger RNA. The record is from the annotation of a GenBank genome assembly. Lineage: Eukaryota; Metazoa; Arthropoda; Insecta; Coleoptera; Chrysomelidae.
CACAAAAGUCAAAGACCAUUUUUAUUGACCUUGAAAUGUCACCUGAUAUUCUGUAUCAGCUCAGCUGUCAAUGUUAAAUUUGUAAUCGGUGUGAAAUCUUGAGGUCCCUUUAUUUAUUUUAAGUAAAAAUGAAUAUGAAUACUAUACGGGAACUAUCAAAAGUUGCACUCCGUCAAGCCAGUACUAAGCAUGUUCUUCCGGCACUACCUUAUGACUAUGCUGCUUUGGAACCAAUUAUUUCAAGGGAUAUUAUGAAUAUCCAUCAUACUAAGCAUCACAAUACGUACAUUACUAAUUUAAACGUUGCUGAAGAAAAACUAGCAUCUGCUGUUGAAAAGGGUGACAUCAGCACUGUAAUCUCUUUGGCACCAGCAUUAAGGUUUAAUGGUGGUGGUCAUUUGAAUCAUUCGAUAUUUUGGCAAAAUUUGAGCCCAAACAAGAGUGACCCCAGUGCACAACUAUGUGCUGCUAUUGAUGAGUCUUUUGGUAGUUAUGAUAAUAUGAAAAAACUACUAUCUGCUCAAACUACAGCAAUUCAGGGCUCCGGAUGGGGAUGGUUGGGCUUCUGUCCCACUUCAAAAAAACUAAAAAUUGUCACAUGUGGUAACCAGGACCCAUUGCAGGCCACCACAGGGCUAAUUCCUCUCCUGGGUAUUGACGUUUGGGAACACGCUUAUUAUUUGCAAUACAAAAACGUCAGGGCUGACUAUGUAAAUGCAAUUUUUGAUAUUAUAAACUGGAAAGAUGUUUCUGAAAGACUACAAAAGGCUAGCUCCUAAAACUGCAAAAUUCUGAUAGCUGAUUAAGGGUACCUUUUUAGAUUAGUUUGUCUCGCGAAAUAUUUUUUUGUUAAUUUUUAUUUGAAUAAAAUUUUUAUUUAGAAA